UAGUUCCCGGAGGAAGUAAGAUUGAAGUCUGUGGUGAGAAACUGGAACCGAAUUCAGAGGAGAGGAAAGAAAAACAUUCUCCAAAACCGAAAUGACAGAUUGCCUGGGACUCCGAAAAGGCAGAGGGCUGGCCCUGCUGUGCGCGCUUCUAGGGAUGCUGUGUGGGAACGGAUCCGGGCAGAUACGCUAUGCAGUGCCUGAGGAAUUGGACAAAGGCUCGUUCGUGGGUAACAUCGCCAAGGACCUGGGUCUGGAGCCCCAGGAGGUGGCGGAGCGCGGCGUCCGCAUCGUCUCCAGAGGUAGGACGCAGCUCUUUGCGCUGAGCGCGCGGAGCGGCAGCCUGGUGACCGAGGGCAGGGUGGACCGCGAGGAGCUUUGCGCCCAGAGCGCGCGCUGUCUGGUUAAAUUUAAUGUCCUCAUCGAGGACAAGUUGAAAAUUUUUGAAGUGGAGGUAGAAAUUAAAGACAUUAAUGAUAAUGCUCCUGAUUUUCUAACAGAGGGAUUGGAAAUAAAAAUCUCGGAAUUAACGGUGCCUGGAACCCGAUUUGCACUUAAGACAGCAUUUGACCCAGAUGUGGGCGUGAACUCCUUACAGAACUACCAGCUCAGCCCCAAUGACUACUUCUCGCUGGCUGUGAAGAGCAUCUCUGGGGAGUCCAAGUACCCAGAGCUGGUCUUGGAGCGGGCCCUGGACCGAGAGGAGCAGGAAGUUCACCAGCUUGUCCUCUCUGCCUCUGAUGGAGGCGACCCUGUCCGCUCUGGCAACUUGUACAUUCAAGUUAUUGUUCUGGAUGCAAAUGACAACCCACCAGCGUUCACACAGCCCGAGUACCAUGUAAGUGUUCGGGAGGACGUGCCUGUGGGCACCCGACUGCUCAGAGUGAAUGCCACAGACCCCGAUGAGGGAUUCAAUGCUCAAGUGUCAUAUAUCCUAGAUAAAAUGCCUGGGAAAAUGGCUCAGAUUUUCGACCUUGACGCAGCGACUGGAGAUCUAUCACUAUUAAAAAGUCUAGAUUAUGAAGAUGCUAUGUUCUAUGAAAUUAAAAUGGAAGCCAAAGAUGGACCAGGUCUCUUUUCAAGAGCAAAGAUUCUAGUCACAGUUCUGGACGUGAAUGACAACGCCCCAGAAGUUACAAUCACUUCUCUGACAGGUUCAGUCCCAGAAGAGGCUACCGCUGGAAGAGAAAUCGCCCUUAUCAACGUGCAUGACCGAGAUUCUGGGCAGAAUGGGCAGGUCACAGUUCUUGUCCUUGGAAACCUGCCAUUUACUUUAGAAAAAUCUAUAGGUCAGUAUUACCGCUUAGUGACAGCCAGAUCCCUGGACCGUGAACAAGUGUCAGAAUAUAACCUCACCCUGAGAGCCACAGAUGGAGGAACUCCGUCACUGUCCACGGAAACGCACAUCACACUGCAUGUGACUGAUAUCAACGAUAACCCACCCGCCUUCGCUCAUGCCUCCUACUCUGCCUAUAUUCCUGAAAACAACUCCAGAGGCACCUCCAUCUUCUCCGUGACCGCCCACGACCCUGAUAGUGAUAACAACGGCCAUGUCACCUAUGCACUGAAUGAAGACACGCUCCAGGGCACGCCUCUGUCCUCUUAUGUCUCCAUUAACUCUGACACUGGCGUCCUCUAUGCGCUGCUCUCCUUUGACUACGAGCAGUUCCGUGAGCUACAGCUGUUGGUGACCGCCCGCGACAGCGGAGACCCGCCGCUCAGCAGCAACGCAUCAGUUACAUUGUUCGUGCUGGACCAGAACGACAAUGUCCCCGAGAUCCUGUACCCCGCUUUUCCCACCGACGGCUCCACUGGCGUGGAGCUGGCACCUCGCUCCGCAGAGCCUGGCUACCUGGUGACCAAGGUGGUGGCGGUGGACAGAGACUCGGGUCAGAACGCCUGGCUGUCCUACCGCCUGCUCAAGGCCAGCGAGCCAGGGCUGUUCGCGGUGGGGGUGCACACGGGCGAGGUGCGCACUGCGCGGGCCCUGCAGGACAGAGACGCACUCAAGCAGAGCCUGGUGGUGGCUGUCCAGGACCACGGCCAGCCCCCUCUCUCGGCCACUGUCACGCUCACCGUGGCCGUGGCCGACAGCAUCCCCGAUGUGCUCGCUGACCUGGGCAGCCUGGAGCCCUCUCACGACUCUGACGCCUCUGACCUCACAUUGUACCUGGUGGUGGCAGUGGCUGUGGUCUCCUGCAUCUUUCUCGCCUUUGUCAUCGUGCUGAUGGCGCUCAGGGUGCAUCGCUGGCACAAGUUUCGCCUGCUUCAGACAGCCAGCAGAGGUCUGGACGGUGUGCCAGGCAUGCACUUUGUGGGCGUGGACGGAGUGAGGGCCUUCCUGCAGACCUAUUCCCACGAGGUCUCCCUCACAGCGGACUCGCGCAAGAGCCACCUGAUCUUCCCGCAGCCCAACUACGCGGACACACUCAUCAGCCACGACAGCUGUGAGAAAAGCGAGCCUCUCCUAAUAUCUCAAGAUUUACUUGAAGCAAAAGGAGAGCCCAAGCUACUUGAGGUGAGUUUCUUUCUUUCUUCGAAUAGUAUAAAGAACAGUUUUACCAGUGUGAUUAUUAGAAAGCUAUGA
Molecule: messenger RNA, 2584 nt
Organism: Elephantulus edwardii (Cape elephant shrew)
Lineage: Eukaryota; Metazoa; Chordata; Mammalia; Macroscelidea; Macroscelididae
Gene: PCDHGA3
Product: protocadherin gamma subfamily A, 3
Exons: 1
Coding region: 92-2584 (830 amino acids)
Biological process (GO): homophilic cell-cell adhesion
Cellular component (GO): plasma membrane
Molecular function (GO): calcium ion binding
Source: RefSeq, a predicted model, not a curated record